Sycon ciliatum is the source of this 3896-nucleotide messenger RNA. RefSeq lists its product as uncharacterized. The record is from RefSeq and is a predicted model, not a curated record. Gene Ontology annotation, cellular component: plasma membrane. The transcript is spliced from 6 exons. Gene Ontology annotation, biological process: phosphatidylinositol phosphate biosynthetic process; cell surface receptor signaling pathway. Bases 722 to 3337 code for a protein of 871 amino acids. Lineage: Eukaryota; Metazoa; Porifera; Calcarea; Leucosolenida; Sycettidae. Gene Ontology annotation, molecular function: 1-phosphatidylinositol-4-phosphate 5-kinase activity; transmembrane signaling receptor activity.
AUAUCGGUAGCAUUAUUCUGCUUUGCUGUAUUUCCUCGCCCCGGAUGAAGCCGCUUUUCAAAGGAAGUCUGUUUUGCAGAUUUCGGAUGCGGCAGAUGCUCUCGCUGGGCGAUCGGUCAAACAUCGUAAUAAUCACGGUAGUCCUGUGUUGCACGAGCGUACUUCAUCCUCAAACUAUAACGGCGUGGACCAGGUACCCAUGCAGGCAGCCGGCUUCACAAAUCACUAGCUCACAUAAUUGUUUUUAUUGCUCGUAGAUAGCAGUUGAAGUAGUCACUAGUAGUAGUAAUGUUGUACUGGACCCGGGGUCUCAACAAUCGCCGUCAAGAGUCCCACCACCACCAACUGAGAAGUCUGCUCGACACGGCGGUCGGUAGACCUACAAGUAGUUUCCAGUCAAUCCGACACGCCGGAAUGUUGAAUGUUGAAUGUUGGUAUCAAUUAGCGACAAUGGUGAGUAGCGUCCAGCAGUGAUCCUGUCACCUGACCUCAGUGUGGACUAGGACUGGAGAAGUGUUGUCGGAACUUGUGAUCUAGAAAUAAUCGCGGCUCAGUGGGCUGGUGAUGGUGAUGCGCCGUGUACGGAUUUGAAGCAGAUCAAAGAGCAUUACAGUAUACUACUAGCCACUUACACGUGUACUACAGUAGGCGAUUGCCAUUCAAUCUCAGGCACUCUGAGUCUGGCCACUCUACACUAACUACCAUCAGUCUGGUGCAUAGCAUGGCCAUGGAGCAGCCAACGCUGGCCCUGUCUACGUUUGUGCGUAAUAUCAAUGUGAACCUGGGAGACAUCUACUUUGGCACCAGCCUGGCGUCGGUACUGUUUGUCCUGCCCGUCAUCAUCAGUUACGUUACAAUGCCAAAGAUGCGCCGGCACCCCGCCGAGCUUCUGUUUAACAGGACAAUGCUGGAUUUGGUCAUCUGCCUCAGCCAUAUCAUCACCUAUAUUUUCAUAGUGAGUCGGUCUGGCCCCAAUCUCUCGACUCCAGACCAAGUCAAGAGCAAGUGCAGAGCUCUUAGCUUCAUCUAUCAGAUUGCCUUGUUCGGAUCAAACAGUUGGUACUUUGUCCUCAGUGUUGAUCUAUUUCUGGCUGUGCGGAAUCCAUUCAGCUCGAAUGCCGACUACAUGCCGUACUAUUAUCUAGUGGUGUAUGUUACUAGCAUCAUCACUGGCAUUGUGCUUGUGACGGGCAAUUAUGGAGUAACUGUGUUCAACUACUGCUGGAGCAGUGAUCACAUCCUAUCGCUGGGUGCCAAUAGGUCUACUGUGGAUGCGGCCGGUGAUCUAAAAAACACAUCUGACUGGGCGUGGGGCAUCUACUACGGGCCCCAUCUGGUACUCUGUGUUGUCUCUCUCGGCGUGGUCAUCUUCGCCACAAUCGCUCUGAACCGUGGACUGCCAGCUAGCGGAGAGACACGGCGGAGAGUGGUGCGUUUUGGCUUCUUCUAUGUAGUGGCGUUUGCCAUUGAGUGGGCACUGCGCCUCAUCUUGUAUCUCGUCCAAGACAGCUACUUAAUUCCCAACGCGCUGAAGGAGCCGUAUGCUAACAACUACCAAAACAAACUGCACGGCGUUGCAAUCACAUUUGCAAUCAUAGAAGGCUUGCGCGGUUUCUUUGAUUUCCUCCUCUGGUUUGGCACAGGCUCGUUGUCCAUGCAGGAGUUGCGCUUUCGAUCACGGCGCGUGUGGGCAAAAUGGACGGGUGAUGACCUGGAAGAGUCUGGCAGAAGCUCUCUGAACGAAACUCUGCUGGAUAAGACGCAAGCUCUGGAAGUAUCUUCAGUGCUCCGUCACGAUAUGAUCAUUUGCACGAGCUGGGGCAUAGUUGACUCUGCUCCGGUUAACAUCCGGCCGCCUAAUCUCUCUGUGACCGGGUUUGAAGACUCUCUCCGUGCACAGACACACAUGCAGAUUAAUAAUGUUGAAGAUCGAGAGCCCAGCGUGUCAGGCGAUGGGGAUGUCGGCUCGCAGCUCAACAACUUCCACACACAGCGCCAAGAGCUGCAGCUGUGGCUGAAGACGACGGGUGGCGUCCGCAGUCGGCGUAUUCACUGUCCAACGGCGCUGCAGAGUACAUCGUUUGACUUCCGUGACUAUUCUCCGGAGGUGUUCAGCUGUGUCCGGUCUCUGCGCGGCGUAGACCCCAUCACCUACUGCAAGUCCUUCAACAUAUCCAAAUCCAAGGGCAAUUCGGCAAUGAUGGAGAAAUUCACGGAGGGGCGCAGUGGCAGCUUCUUCUACUUCACGCACGACAAUCGCUACAUUGUGAAGACGGUCACGGACAGUGAGACGGCGCUGCUCGACCAGCAUGUGCGUGACUACUUCUUCCAUCUGCACUCCAAUCCGGACUCAUUGCUGACGCGCUUCUUCGGCCUGCACGCCAUGCGCCUGUCCCCAGAGCAGAAAUACAUAUCACUCAUGGUCAUGGAGAACAUCUUCCCGUCGACAGACUUCCUGAAGCCAAACGAGCGCUAUGACCUGAAAGGUUCGUGGGUCGCUCGCCGCACGCUGAAAGGCAAGAAGCGAAACAUGCCCCUCAGUAAGCUGACGCUAAAGGAUGGUGAUCUUGAUCGCAAGAUCCGUGUUGGUCCCGAGGCCAAGCAGCGCCUGAUGGCACAGCUACGGAAAGAUGUCGGAUUCCUGGCCAGCAUUGGGAUUAUGGAUUACAGUCUGCUGAUUGGGAUCCGUGAUUUUGAAAAUGAUCCCAGAGAAGAGCUGCCCUCCAUGGAAAUGAGAGAGCGUUCACUGGGAGCUUCGCGUCAGGACAGUCGAACAGCGCGCCGGGAUCCAGCUCAAUCUCUUGGCUACGUUCCGCCUUCUCCCAUUGGCGGCAUCAGCGUAAAUUCUUCACUGCCACCGCUGGCCGGAGGGCUAGGUCAGCCGCCUCCACACAUGACACCGCCCAUCGACCAAUCAGACGCCGACCUGCCUAUGCCGUGGCAUCGCUCGUUCUACGGCGGCUUGCUCGGCCUGCCGCCAGUGCAGCCGCCUUCGGGACCGCAGGCGGGCGAUGACAACUUGUCCGUCACCGAGUCAGCGUUACAUGAAAUUGGCAGCGGUCGCCGGAGUGGUGCGGCUACCGUAGCCACGGGUGGUGACGGUAGUGGCCAAGGGUCUCAGGCGGCUUCAGGCGAUGCUGUCAAGCGUGAGGAGAAGGUCUGGAGCGUCUACUACAUGGGCCUCAUCGACAUACUGCAAAGCUACAACUUCUCCAAGAAGGCAGAGCACUUCUUCAAGUCCAAUAUCCGCUGCAUGGACUCGCAUGGCAUAUCGGCGGUGAACGUCAACGAGUAUGCAGAGCGCUUCAUCCAUGCAAUGGACACGAUACUUGUGUAGGUCACUUUAGACUGUAUUACCGGUAUUAGUAAAUCUGAUGAGGUGGACAUCCGGCUUUUCAGUGCGCAAUUCUUCUCAUCUUUCUUUUCCUUUCUUUUUCUUGGGCACUAGCUAUUCACUUGCUGGCCAAUUUCACGGUUAUGGUCAAGAAUUAUUCCGCAUUUUGCCUUGCAGACGUAUUUAUGAACAAUCAGCGGGCCAGCCGCAAUAAUUCAGCAAGAGCUAUAAACAGUGUCAAGGUUGCAGACAUAGCCAUACAUUUGGCGAGAUUGAGUACUAUGACAUAAGCACGGAGUUGUGUCAUAUGGUUAUGUCUGCAACCUUUUGAGACACAUUAAAUUUUUAUUAUUUUUUGAUUAUGAGAUGCAUCUAGGCGGCAGCUGAUUUCUAUGUGUACAAAAUCAAAGUCUUUACUUCACUUGAAUUGUUUCUAGGAUUAUUUACACCUCCACAAUUUGCCACAAUUAUUUGCUCAAACCAUGUCGGGGCCCGAGUCUCCAGCGUGAUGAAUUAUUAUGACUAAAGCACCUGCUCUAUCAAUUUCAUGAAGCAGAAACAA